This is a messenger RNA of Hypoxylon trugodes, 9655 nucleotides long. RefSeq names its product putative polyketide synthase. The record is from RefSeq and is a predicted model, not a curated record. NCBI's taxonomy places the organism in Eukaryota, Fungi, Ascomycota, Sordariomycetes, Xylariales, Hypoxylaceae. Gene Ontology annotation, molecular function: fatty acid synthase activity; 3-oxoacyl-[acyl-carrier-protein] synthase activity. Gene Ontology annotation, biological process: secondary metabolite biosynthetic process; fatty acid biosynthetic process. The transcript has 5 exons. Bases 389 to 9550 code for a protein of 3053 amino acids.
GUUCGAUUUCAAAAACGUGUACAUAUUGGUGCUUCGAACUAAGCUGCAUGGGAUGCUGGGUAGCCAACGAACAUCUUGGCGCUUAGGACUCUUAAGUACCAAGUACGCACCAAAAGUUCCCAGCACGUUGUUCUCAGCCUUAAGUGUCUUGAUAGUACCCCAAAUGUAGAGGGAUGUAUCGUUUUACCAAGCGGCCUACUUUAGGUAAGAAUUUAGAAAUUACGAAUUUCUUGGUUGGGAAACAGUACCAUGUAGCGACCGGUUUGCCUUAUCUCUUCUUAGUAAGUGAAUACAUAGACUCAAUGGCUUCCUACCGGAAGAGAAGGAGAAAAUGUCUCGAGAGCUAUAAGCUCCGCCUCUAUUUUUAACCACACCUCAGACGCCCAUAAUGUCUAAUCCGGCCAAUGAGCCAAUCGCCAUCGUUGGAAGUGCCUGCCACUUUGCCGGAAACGUUAGCUCCCCAUCAACACUAUGGGACCUACUCAGCGAUCCCAAGGAUGUUCGUCAGGAGAUUCCAAACAGUCGGUUCAAUACCGAUAGCUUCUAUCACCGACGUCAUGAUCAACCUGGCCAUUCGAGCGUCAAGCACUCGUACUUACUGGAUGAGGAUGUGAGCGCUUUUGACGCUGAAUUUUUUAACAUCAAGCCCGUGGAGGCCAAGGCCAUUGAUCCACAGCAAAGAUGGCUGUUGGAAACAGUCUACGAGGGCCUUGAGGCUGCGGGCUUACCCGUCGAAAAGCUCAGGGGUAGCGACACAAGUGUGUACGUAGGAGUUAUGUGUAGCGAUUACGAAUCGAUAAAUCUCAGAGAUCUCCAAGCCAUACCCACAUAUUUGGCAACGGGGACGUCGAGGAGCAUCUUGGCAAAUCGUAUUUCGUAUGUCUUUGACUGGCAUGGCCCAUCAGUCACUGUCGAAACAGCGUGCUCUUCGAGUUUAGUCGGCCUUCAUAUGGCCGUACAAACUCUCCGAACAGGCGAUUCCAAAGUAGCAGUCGUGUGCGGAUCGAACCUCAUUCUUGGACCCGAAAAUUAUGUUGUCGAGAGUCAACUUAACAUGUUAUCGCCAGAUGGCGUGUGUAGAAUGUGGGAUCAGGAUGCUAAUGGAUACGCGCGAGGAGAUGGGGUUGCUGCCCUUGUUCUUAAAACCCUUAGUAGAGCAAUUGCUGACGGGGACCACAUCGAAUGUAUAAUCCGGGAAACCGGAGUGAACCAAGAUGGCGCUACACCUGGUAUUACGGUCCCUAGCGUGUCAGCCCAACGCGCCUUGAUCCGUCAUACAUAUGCCAAGGCAGGCCUCGAUCCUCUGAAUAAGCCGGAAGACAGGCCACAGUAUUUUGAAGCACAUGGGACCGGAACACCAGCAGGCGAUCCUAUAGAAGCUGAGGCAAUCUAUCGGGCUUUCUUCGCGGAUGAAAACCAUGAAAACGAACACCAAACCACUUCCCAUCCUCUACUCGUGGGCUCCAUAAAGACAGUAUUAGGACAUACCGAAGCAACAGCUGGACUGGCUGGUAUCCUCAAAGCGUCACUGGCGCUACAACACUCCUCUAUUCCACCAAAUCUUCAAUUCCGAAACCUUAGUCACCGUGUGGCCCCAUUCUACCACAAUAUUGAGAUAGUGCACGAUGCUGCGAAGGCCUGGCCCGUCCUUCGGGAUGCUGCACAGUGGCACAGACGGGCUAGUGUGAACAGCUUCGGGUUUGGCGGAACCAAUGCGCAUGCCAUCCUAGAGAAUUUUGUCGACUCGCAGAGGGUGGCUGCAGGUGGCGUUCUCUAUACCCCAUUCGUAUUCUCCGCCAGCUCCGAGUAUUCCUUGCGUGCUAGUCUUUCAGCUUAUAAAGACUUCUUGAAUCUCAAUCCAACGCUGAAUCCACAUGAUCUUGCUUGGACUCUCCGUUCGCGUAGGUCUGUCUUGGCACAUCGCGCGUGUUUUGCUGCGUCGUCUAUACAUGAGUUGAAAGACCAGCUGAAUGCCGCCUCGCAAGACAAAAACAAUACUAGUAUCGGAGUUAGGGUUAGUGGCAACUUCAGCAGUGAUCAUGUCCCGAACAGGCUUCUGGGCGUAUUUACAGGUCAGGGUGCACAAUUCGCACGGCUCGGAGCGGAGUUAUUAGAGCAGUCCAUAGCGGCAAGGCGCAUCCUAAAGGGGCUCGAGGCGCACCUUGCCGCCCUACCCGAAGAAGAUCGCCCCUCAUGGUCCUUAUCCGAUGAGUUACUCGCCUCUAGUGAUUCCUCCAGGAUAAACGAGGCUACCAUUUCACAACCACUAUGCACGGCAAUACAGAUCUUGCUAGUGGAUUUGCUGGCUCUCGCCGGCGUGCGGUUCGACGCCGUGGUCGGCCACUCGUCCGGCGAAAUCGGCGCAGCCUACGCUGCUGGUAUACUGUCGGCACGGGACGCUUUGCUGAUAGCCUACUUUCGAGGGGUGUACGCAGAGCGUGCCGCAAGUCCGAACGGUGACCAGAUCCGCGGUGCUAUGCUGGCCGUAGAAACCUCACUUGAAGAUGCAGAAGAAUUAUGUCGCGAUGCCCUGUUCGCUGGACGACUGGGUAUUGCAGCGUACAAUUCUCCUACGGGAGUAACUUUCUCGGGAGAUGAAGACGCUAUUGAUGAAUUGCAAGACUUGUUAGAGGACGAAAACAAAUUCCAUCGACGAUUGCGAGUCGACAAAGCCUACCAUUCCCGCCACAUGACCCCCUGUUGCGAGCCCUAUGUCGAAUCGCUACGACGGAAUGGCGUAAAAGCCCUGAAGCCGUUGCGACAGUCAGGAUCGCAACAGUGUCAAUGGUUUUCGAGCGUCUACAAUCGAGUCAUCGAUCCUGAAAAGGAUGACGAGCUUAGCGAUACAUACUGGAUCGAGAAUAUGACCCGACCAGUUUUAUUCACCCAAGCGCUCGAGACGGCGCUCCUCUCCGCGAAGCCUACCCAAUUUGACCUCAUUGUCGAAGUCGGUCCCCAUCCAGCACUACAAGGGCCAGCCGCCGCAACAAUCCAGAAGGCUUUGGGGAAGAAUAUUCCAUACCAUGGGACUUUAUCUCGAAAGGCUAGCGCCGUAACUGCCAUGUCCAGUUGCCUAGGUUUCUUAUGGCAAUACAGUCGUCGCUCUUCAUUCACCAAUCUUGACCUAGACAAUUACGAGCGGGCCAUGUCAACCUCCGAUGACACGCAACAAUUAAUACAAACAACCGGUGAGCCUAACUUCAAGCUCAUCGAAGGUCUACCACCGUACCGAUGGAACCACACGACCAAACACUGGGCCGAGUCGCGGAUCUCUCGAAGAAUGAGACUCCAUCAGGGACCUUUCCACCUAUUACUAGGCCAUGCGACACCCGACAGUAGCCCGCAUCACCUUCGUUGGCGCAAUAUUCUAAGCGCGGCUAUGGCCGGCAAAGAAGAUGACGAUGAGAAUGAUGAGCUCGCCUGGAUGGCAGGCCAUAGCGUCCAGGAUCAAACAGUCUUCCCGGCGGCGGGAUACGUGACGACUGCGGUAGAGGCGGCGAGAGCCUUGUCUUCGACCCCAGCCGGCAUUUCUAUCGUCGCCGCCCUGAAGAAGAAAGUAGGGGAAGCGAAGUAUCUUAUCGAGAUACGUGAUCUCGAAAUUCGUCAAGCCAUCGCCCUCAAGUCCAACAGCAGUGAAGACGGUAUCGAGGUGCUCAUCGAAUUGGCCGACAUUGCCCCUAUCCCUUCGCGAAAUAGUAUUCGCGCGCGAUUCACGUACUCGGCGGGUCUAGGGAAUAAUGACGAUUCGUUAACGCUGACUGCAAGCGCCAAUGUCGAGGUUGUAUUCACAGGAAAUAAACUGGGCGCCGAGCAAUUGCCAAUACGACCACCUAUCGCACCGCACAUGAUUGACGUCGACUCCGAUCGGUUUUAUACAUCGCUGGCGAAGUUAGGAUACAACUAUGCUGGAAAGUAUCGGUCGAUGAAAGAGCUGAAACGAAAACACGGUAGAUCGUCUUGCCAGAUUAAAUCAAACAACAGGAGGGGUGAAAAUGACGGAAGCACGUCCCUACUUGUGCACCCCGCUGACCUUGACGCUGCGUUCCAAUCUGUCUUGUUGGCUUACAGCUAUCCUGGAGAUGGACAGUUGGGUACACUGUAUUUCCCUUUGCGUAUCGAGUCGGUACGAGUAGAUCCAACAGUUUGCACACGCGAUGCGAAUACCACGAGCGAAUGCGACAGCCUCAGUUCUAUCGAUGCGGUUUUACAUCUUCCAAAUGCAAGAAAGAAAAUAAGAACUUCAGUACCCGUCCCGCGAGGUGGGUUCGUCGGCGAUGUCUCAAUCUUCCCCAAUGCUGCUUCCAAUGCAGCCAUCCAAGUCCAAGGCCUGCAAGUCGUGCCGUUCCGUGAUCGACCAGGCGAAGAUAAAGACCGCAAGAUCUUCACCAAGAUGCAUUGGGUCGAUACGACACCUGAUGGAUUGGCUGCCGCGGCCCGCGAUCACGAACUCGUUAUGUCUCUAGAAAAACGAGCCACGCUUACGGCGCUGAAGCGUCUCGCUCGAUUCUACUUACGUCAAUUCGAUGCCCAAGUACCUAUCUCGUCCCCUCAACGAUCGUUCUCCGAAAGCGGACACAACGCGUAUUAUCUAGAAUAUGCGCACCAAGUAGCAACAUCGCUCACAGAUGAGGAACUACGAGAUACAGAAGAGGAUGUUCAAAAGGCGGUCGAGACAAUAAAGGAGAUGCCUGAUGCGCGAGUAAUACAUCUCGUGGGUCAAACAAUGCCGCGCGUUUUCCGGGGUGAAACUACCAUGUUAGAGGCGUUGCGACAGACGGGUGUGCUGGAUGAGUACUAUCUGAACAGCUUUGCAAACGCGCCGUCUGGCCAUUGGCAGGCGAACAUAAUAUCUCAGAUUGCAAAUCGGAAUCCACACUUGAAUAUGCUUGAAGUUGGUGCCGGCACGGGUGGAACUACGAAGCCGAUCCUUCGUCUCCUUGGCAAUCGCUUCAAGAGUUAUACGUUCACUGAUGUGUCGGCUGGUUUCUUUGGUUCUGCGGCCGAAACUCUUUCUACAUAUAAAGAUCGGCUUAUUUUCAAGACACUAGAUGUAGAAAGCGACCCAACCAUUCAAGGGUUUUGUCCUGGUGGCUACGAUGUCAUCAUCGCCUCGUUUGUGCUACAUGCCACGGCCUCGCUAUCGCGAACAUUGGCACACGUGCGCUCGCUUCUCCGACCUGGUGGCUACCUUAUUGUUGGUGAAGGCACCGUUGAUAAUACAGUAUCGAGUUUCAUCUUCGGCCCGUUGACAGGUUGGUGGCUUGGACGCGGUGACGAAGGACGCACGAUGACACCGCACGUUUCGACAGAGCAAUGGGACCGGUUGCUUCGGAAAGCAGGUUUCUCAGGGAUUGACGCUACGCCUCCUGCUACCUGGGAGGACGCCUUGAACGUCAGCCUCUUUAUGUCGCAAGCUGUUGAUAACCAAAUAAGUUUCUUACGAGAACCCCUCACCUCCUCGGUGCCACCACCAAUGCCAAUGAUACAACUAGUGAUCGUUGGCGGCCAAACGCCUCAAGUCGCAGGUCUUGUCAAGGAUAUUAGAAGACUCCUCGAGCCAUUCUUCAGCAGAGUACAUCACUUCCCGUCGCUGGUGGAUGUGGACUAUGAUGGCGUUCUCGGCGACGAAACACGCCAACCCGCCGUGCUCAGCUUGACUGACCUUGAUAAGCCCGUAUUCCAAGACAUAACAGAAACAGAGUUCGUCGCUUUUCAGCGUAUGUUUCAGACUGGAAAAGCGCUUCUUUGGGUAACUAGCGGGAGGCGGCAUGAUGAACCGUACAGCAACAUGGUGGUAGGCUUCGGCCGGACGGCCGUGCACGAAAUCAAGGGCCUAUGCCUCCAACAUCUCGAUAUAAGAGAUCCCGCGAAAGAUGAUACAGCGCGUAAAAUUGCAGAGACACUUUUGCGCCUUGGAUCAAGGCCGAUUCCUGUCGAAGAAGAGCCAGAUGACAGUAUUUUGUGGACAGUUGAGCCUGAAAUCGUUGUAGAUGAAGACGGGCGUUAUCGUGUCGCACGCUUACAACCCCUUCGCGAGCCAAACGACCGAUAUAAUUCCGGUCGGCGAACAAUUACGCGAGAGGUGAACGUAACUGAGCGUGCUGUCGCGAUACAACGUGAUGACAAAGACAAUAUUACUAUCGAACGGCUUCCUCCUACGGUCACUAACCGAAGCGAAGAUUCCAGCAGUCUCGAGGGAACCCGUAUCAAAUUGUAUACAAGUUAUGCGACUCUGUCUGCAUUAUGGACUCCUCUUGGUCAUAAGUUCUUGGUUCAGGGAGUAGACGCCACGGGAGCAAAAUACUUGGCUCUUGCGCCUUCCCUGACGUCGAUUAUCAACCUCUCGGUGAAGAGUACUAUUCCGUUACCAGACACUGGACAUUCUGGAGCGAAGGCUUUAUCCUCGGUUGCUGCCCACUUGAUAGCAACGACUAUUAUUGAUUCUCUUUUCCAGGGCCAGACUAUAUUAGUACACAAUGCAGCAGAGAGUAUCGCCCAUGGGAUUACCUCUCACGCUGCCGAAAAGGGAGUAACGGUAGUAUUCGUCGCCGACGAGUAUAUCCCACAGCAUACAACAGACAUAACCGGCGCGAGUCCCCUCAUUCUACCCCCAUACCUCACUAGAGCCGAACUUUGGGAACUUCUUCCAAGCAUGGCCGAGACCUCCAGCUUUAUUAGUUUUACUCCAGAUGGUCAGCACUCCGAAACCCGUGGCGCAAUUAUCGCAGCCCUGCCACCUCGAUGUCGCAAAGGAACCCCCGAGAGCCUCUUUUCGAGCAUAGGAUACGAUAGCAACCUCACAUCAGACGGUGUAUUAACCAAACUUCUCAACGAAGCGGUAAGCUAUGCUCAAAGAGAAAGCGAUACUUACGUACACGAACCGAAUAUCAUAAGCCUAGGGGAUCUCGUUGAGAGAGAAGCCACAGCGAAUGAAGCUUCUAUUGAAAAUAGCGAAGAAAAGAAACAAUUUGACGCUCUGGCAGUUGUCGCCUUAACAGUUCCGGCUCCCCUUCCGGCCCGCAUUACGAGACUCGAUGCCGGGAGAACGAUGUUCAAGGCCAACAAGACCUACUGGAUGGUUGGUUUAACUGGCGCCUUAGGCGUCUCGCUCUGUGACUGGAUGAUUGGGGCGGGCGCUCGCCAUAUCGUAUUGAGUAGUCGAAGCCCUCAAAUCGAGUCGGCGUGGGUAGAGUCGCAUCGUCGUAGUGGCAUAGACGUGACCGUAAUCCCAUGUGACAUAACGAACUACGACAACCUAGCCGCCGUCCACGCAAGCCUACGCACCACCCAUCCACCGAUUGCCGGCGUCCUCAACGGCGCCAUGGUAUUACGCGACACAUCGGUCCAUACCAUGACAUAUACCCAUCUUGUCGAAGUCGUGCGCCCGAAAGUGCUGGGAAGUUUAAACCUCGACCGAUUAUUUUCCUCCGACAAACCGCCCCUCGAUUUCUUCAUACUCUUCUCUUCAAUCAAUUGCAUUAUUGGAAACCAAGGUCAAGCCAAUUAUGCAGCAGCUAAUGCAUUCCAAUGUGCACUAGCUGCAGCGCGAAGGCGCCGUGGACUCCCAGGAGUAGCAGUCAAUAUUGGUGCAAUUAUAGGGGCAGGCUAUAUCCAGCGGUCCUCUACACGCAUCCUGGACUUAACUGUCACACGAGGUGCUAUGAUGCAUCUGUCCGAGGAGGACUUCCAUCAACUUAUUGCUGAGGGAAUCGCGGCAGGGUACCCCAGCGAAGGCGAUGAGGAUGUUGGGGAUGACGAUGAUAGGACGCCCGAGCUCACGACAGGAUUGUUAGAAGUGCCUUACGACACGGCCGAAAGACCAUUUUGGUUUACAGAUCCGAAGUUUGCACACCUCAUCGUAGAGAAGAGUCAAAAUGCCGGCAAAGAAUUGGGCCUUACAUCAAGCAAUGGCGGUAAUGUGGAUGGAAAUGCAACAUCAGCACCAUUGUCAGUCAAGGAGCAACUUCAAUCGUGCCAGACAAAGCAAGAUGCAGAACGGAUUGUAGGACAAUCAUUUGCUGCCCAGCUACGCUCUCAAUUACAAAUGACAAUCGACGAUGAAGAAUUGAUGGGAAUGCGUAGUAACGAGAUCGGACUUGACUCUCUGGUCUCGGUCGAUAUUAGGAGUUGGUUCAUCAAGACAAUCGCCGUGAGCAUUCCUGUGCUUCGCAUUAUGAGCAACGAUACCAUGACGAACCUCGUACAACACGCUGUAGAGCUACUACCCCAAGAAGCAUUACCGCAAGCUUCCGUUUCCAAUGAAACGAAUGACGCUGCGCAAGAUGAAUCGACAUCAACUAGCCCCACGGACCCCUCCGCGAAUUCCACGUUAGAAUCGUCGACCAGCGCUUUGACUACCUCUGAUACUAGUCCCGUCUUAAUUGACUGGGACGCCGAAACAGCGCCUCCCGAUACUCCCGAUGAUGACAACUAUAGCAAAGUACUAUCAGACCUAACCCAAUCCCAAACCGCAAUUCAUCCGCCGCAGACUAUCGUCCUGACUGGCGUAACUGGCUUCCUUGGUCGACACAUCCUACAACAUGUCCUUCAAACCACACCUACCAUUACCAAGAUAAUAUGCAUAGCUGUACGCCAUCUCCCAGAACAACCAGCCGACCCCAAUGCCGACUCAAACCGCAUCACCUACUUCACCGGCGACCUCACGCUCCCCCGUCUAGGCCUCUCUCUCUCCGACAGCGUCUCCAUCUUCAGCACUGCAGACGCCGUAAUUCACGCCGGCGCCAGCACCUCGCACUUAAGCACAUACGCUUCCCUCCGAGCCGCUAACGUCGGCGCAACCUCCGAGCUCGCGCGUCUAUGUGUACCCCGGAAGAUCCCAAUACACUUCAUCUCAAGCGCGGGCGUAGGCCUAAUUCCCGGUAGUGAACCCGCGCUCCGACCCGCCAGAGCGCCUGGUACACCAUUAGCAGCUGUAAACGAAGCGGGCGAACGUGCGGGUGAUGUGCUAACGCAUGGUGGGUAUAUCGUAAGUAAAUGGGCAUGUGAACGACUCCUAGAACGUACAAACGAGGCGUACGGACUACCAGUUACAAUUUAUAGGCCAAGUACUAUUAUCCGCGAGGGCCGUGAUGCGGAAGGUGGGCGCGCGAGUUUGGAUUGGAUGACGGGUUUGGCGCGGUAUGUGCAUGUGCUAAAGGCUCUACCGGAGAUUAGGUAUGUGAAGGGUGUGUUGGAUAUGGUGUAUACGCGUAGUGUAUGUGAAGAUAUAAUACGCGGUGUGGCGAGGGAAGAGGCUGGGGUGUUGUAUGUGCACUCUGUGGGCGAUAUCGUGGUCCCGCUUGAUCGUAUGCAGGACUUGUUGAAGUUGGAUCCGAAGGCGUUUGCGGGUGAGCAAACUUCUGCGAAUCUGAAUGAGGUUGGUCAAGGAGGGGUUGCUGAUGAUAGUUGCGAAGUUCUACCUAUGGCUGAGUGGACCGCUAGGGCGAUUGCUAAGGGGCUUCAUCCCGCUGUCGCGGCGCUGAUUGAAGAGAUGGAUGGGCCGGGGAAGCCCAGCUUUCCGAAGCUAUUGAAAUCUUCUACGGUCGAAUAACCGGACGCAUAGGUGCCCCAGAGUAAUCGAAUUCAUUCUGAAUCAAAUACAUAUCUACGCUAACACAAUAGCUAAGCAGACACAUAUUAAGUACAUCAGAAUUUU